Molecule: messenger RNA, 1053 nt
Organism: Prunus avium (sweet cherry)
Lineage: Eukaryota; Viridiplantae; Streptophyta; Magnoliopsida; Rosales; Rosaceae
Product: Tetratricopeptide repeat (TPR)-like superfamily protein
Molecular function (GO): protein binding
Source: RefSeq, a predicted model, not a curated record
AAAAGCAGAAAUUAUAAACUCACUUUGCUCAACACUGAAAAAGUAAGCAAAACAAAAGCUUCAUUAAGCAGUUAUGGAAGCUGUAAUGAUCCAAACCGGUUCGAUUUCGGCCCAGUCGCCGACCUUGCCCGGUUCGCCCAGAGUGUCCCUCUCCCGAAACGACUCGCUGUCCAGCGUUUUCUCCGGCGCGAGGAGCACCGUCGGAUCUCCAAGGAUCUCUCUUCAUUUCAACGUCUAUCGCCGGCGAGAUAAAAUUUUCCGGAGAGCUCUGUCGGAUAGCGACAUUCCCCGAUCGGAUACCGAUAUUGCCGCGAAAUCGAACUCUUUUCCGGCGGAGGAGCUGCGGUUUCCCGGCGGAGAUCGUGGAGUCAACGCUUUGUCCAACGUCGACGAAGGCGAGCAGAAAAAGAUCGGAGACUAUUAUCAGGAAAUGCUAAAGUCAAAUCCCGGUGAUCCUCUGCUUCUGAGAAACUACGGAAAAUUCUUGCAUGAGGUGGAGAAUGAUGUGGUGGGAGCUGAAGAGUGCUAUUGCAGAGCCAUAUUGGCGAGCCCUGGAGAUGGCGACUUGUUGUCGCUGUACGCAAAGCUGAUCUGGGAGACGCACAGAGACGAGGAGAGAGCUAAGUCUUACUUUGAUCAGGCCGUUUCUGCUUCCCCUGACGAUUGCAUGGUGUUGGGGUCCUACGCUAGCUUCAUGUGGGAAGCAGAGGAAGAUGAAGAGGAGGAGAAUGAAGAAAUCAAACCAAACGUUCAAGUUUCAGCAGCGCCAGCUCUGCUGGUUCAUGCCUUUUAGCAGAAAAAUACUUCACAUGAAAUCGCUACUGAAUUUGUCACACGUCAAGGUAGAUCGGGAAAAGAGUUCAUGAAAAAAAGGCUUUAACUAAUUAACCUCAACAUUAAGAAAUAAAAAGCUAUGUUAAUUAUAUAGAAUGUAGCUAGCUAUGAGAUAAAAGAGGUUCCGUGCUCUUUUUCUCUGUGUUUAUUUCAUUUGCUUGUCUGCUUUCUUUCCGUGUAAAUUUUAUAUCUAAUCUAAUCUCCCUUUUAUGCCUCUUA